Molecule: messenger RNA, 1077 nt
Organism: Scaptodrosophila lebanonensis
Lineage: Eukaryota; Metazoa; Arthropoda; Insecta; Diptera; Drosophilidae
Gene: scu
Product: 3-hydroxyacyl-CoA dehydrogenase type-2
Exons: 2
Coding region: 135-902 (255 amino acids)
Biological process (GO): fatty acid metabolic process; estrogen metabolic process; androgen metabolic process
Cellular component (GO): mitochondrion
Molecular function (GO): estradiol 17-beta-dehydrogenase [NAD(P)+] activity
Source: RefSeq, a predicted model, not a curated record
AAGCAGUCAUCGACGUCCAGUCUUCUUGGAGAGCCAGCAACCGGUGUUUUGUAUUUCUACAUUCGCUUUGUGCAAGCCGUGCCGUUAGUUUCUACAUUUUUUGCAUUCAAUUCUGUUUUGCCUUAUUCUUCAAUAUGAUUAAGAACGUCGUAUCUCUGGUUACCGGUGGCGCCUCUGGCUUGGGCCGUGCCACCGCAGAACGUCUGGCCAGACAGGGUGCCAGCGUGGUUCUGGCGGAUCUGCCAUCGUCCAAUGGUAGCGAAGUGGCCAAGGAGCUGGGUGACAAAGUGGUGUUUGUGCCCGUGGAUGUUAGUUCUGAACAGGAUGUGACAGCCGCUGUGCAAACUGCGAAGGAUAAGUUCGGUCGUCUAGAUCUAACUGUAAACUGUGCUGGCACAGCUACCGCCGUGAAGACGUACAACUUCAACAAGAACGUUGCCCACAGACUGGAAGACUUUCAGCGUGUUAUUAAUGUGAACACCGUUGGCACGUUCAAUGUCAUCCGCCUGUCCGCUGGUCUAAUGGGUGCCAAUACCCCCAACCAGGAUGGCCAACGUGGCGUCAUCGUCAACACCGCCUCAGUUGCUGCUUUUGAUGGUCAGAUUGGCCAAGCAGCUUACUCUGCAUCAAAAGCAGCCGUUGUUGGCAUGACUUUGCCUAUUGCGCGCGACUUGAGUACACAGGGAAUUCGCAUUUGCACCAUUGCGCCCGGUCUGUUCAACACUCCCAUGUUAGCUGCUCUUCCCGAAAAGGUCCGCACGUUCCUGGCCAAAUCAAUUCCCUUCCCCCAGCGUCUGGGUGAUCCAAGCGAGUACGCUCAAUUGGUUCAAGCUAUUUACGAAAACCCGCUGCUUAACGGGGAAACCAUACGCUUGGACGGCGCCCUGCGAAUGAUGCCCUAAACGUCUGGAUACGGAGCUCAAUCUGAUCAGUGCUGCAUUUAUUAGGGUCAUUCGGCGGCCUGCAAUAUUUUUUCUUUUUAACAUUUUCGCGCAAUUAGCGGUUAAGUUCAAAGUCUUCACGAAUUAUGUAAUGUGUUUCACUUUUUUUCAUUAAUAAAAACGACACAAAAAUGUA